AUGCAGCCAUGGUUUAAUAAACUGGGCCGGCAGGGCCGCCAAUUGGCCCUGCAAUGGCAGUAUGCGGGAGAGUCGUGGGGCGUUGCAACCCCGACCCCUCUGGACUAUCUGUUUGACGAGCUGUUUAGUCCCAAAUCGUCCACUACCCCAGACAAGAUCCUUUCAUAUCUGGCGUACUAUUAUCCAAAACUGAAAAAUGAGCACAACGUCGAGCUUUUGACGCUCUGUUUUUUGCGAUGUCCACUUUUCUUCAACGACGCCCAGCUGGUGUCGUUCAACGACAACUAUCGCGUUAUCGAAUUCUUCAAGUACAUCAUGGACAAGAAGUUCCAGGUCAGCCAGCCAACGCUGCCCUUCCACCGGUUCUACAACGCGCUGUUUGGAGCCGUGGAGAAGAUUGCCGCUGAUGCGGGGAGCGCGUGGAAAGUGAUUCCCGUGGUUGUUGGGUGCCUGCUCUCUGUUGACUCAAGAAGCGACUACGACAGGUACCCCGAGCAUUUCAAGCUCAUUGCGAAAAUAGACGCUAAAUUUGUGAACAUUGCGGCAAACACGUUGGUACGGAGCAUGGACGGGCCGCUUUCAAAGGAUCUUCUAUGUCUGAACGUUGUUGCCCUGUCAUGUGUGCAGGAUAAGCUUACCGACUCUCAGCUUUUGCGAAUUUUGCGAGUUAGAUCUGACAUGUUGAGAAUCCUCACAGAGCUCACGUUCAACUCGCCGUACGGUCUGGACAAUGGCCGGCUUUUACUAAAGGGCGAAGCAGACACCCCGAUCGUUGUCAGACACUUAAAUCGGAUCUCGUUCCUGUUCGCGAAGCUCACGUCGAUCCACCCAAAAGUCGCUUUGCUGGUGGACGAUCUGGAUCUGAUUUUGAACCGGAUCCAGACUUUCAGCGAGAACGUGCUGAGCGUGCCAAAUCCAACAGAAACGCAAUGGAGCACACUAAGAGUGGUCUUGUUUGCACAAGUAAUGAUGUUUGAAGGAGUCAUGGCCCGUUUCUUCCAAAUCAACGACCAUUCUCUCAACAGAGCCGUUCUGCCCACCCUGAGUAGGAAAAUUCUCACUGCGCUCUUCAACUUCAACUUCGUCGUCGACAGGAUGGGCACCGGCGGGUUCGAGAGCUACAAUUUCGUCUACGCGUCGUGUCUCAGCGCGCUCACGAGCUACGACAUUUCCACGGCAGAGACACUCAUCAAAUGCUGGACCAGCAGCAUAGCAUUCAAAGAAAUCCACAACUCUGCCGCAGAGCGCGGGAAACUGCUCUUCGAUCUCCAGUUCAUUGAGAACGUCGUCAACUUGGUCUCCGACAGCAUAAAAUUCAACUUCAUUAUCCCCAUAGUCCAAGAUCUCAUAGGCAAAUCACACGACCAGGCCGUGUUGGAGAGCGCGCAUUCAGUUAUGGUCAAAUACUUUACCAGUGUCGACACAUACAACGAGGCUCAACUGGUGGACUACACGAACAACGUCAAACAUGUUGGCGCGCAACUGAUCGACUACCUUACGCUGUCCCUGGACCAGUUCCCGGUCCGACUAUCGCUGAGCCAAGUCGGCGUUAUAGUCGAGACACUCGCCAAAAUUACGUUCCCCGACACUGCUGUGCACGAGUGCGAUCCGGAGCUGUACCGGGAGCUGAUUUUGCUCGUCUACAACAGGUGUCUCGUUGCCACUAGCGAAGAGCUCCCAGAUGCUCGGGAACCACCAAGAACACGCCACGGAGCGUUCACGUCUCUCCUGAUCAGAAUUCUGCCCCUGGUUCCCUUCGACGAAUACCAGUCGUGGCUGGAAAGAACGCUCAGUCUGGCGUACCGCACCGUCGGCGACGAGCGUACGUAUCUUCUGGACCUGCUCUGGGACAGCAUUCUGGGCGCAAACAGACACUAUCCGCAGAAAGGAAACGUUGGCAUCCAAUGGUGGUACGAACAUGUCAACCAGAAUCAGGAAAAAGCAAAAUUAUAG
This is a messenger RNA of Ogataea haglerorum, 1953 nucleotides long. RefSeq lists its product as uncharacterized. Lineage: Eukaryota; Fungi; Ascomycota; Pichiomycetes; Pichiales; Pichiaceae. The transcript has a single exon. The record is from RefSeq and is a predicted model, not a curated record. Bases 1 to 1953 code for a protein of 650 amino acids.